Molecule: messenger RNA, 2133 nt
Organism: Lutra lutra (Eurasian river otter)
Lineage: Eukaryota; Metazoa; Chordata; Mammalia; Carnivora; Mustelidae
Product: zinc finger FYVE domain-containing protein 16-like
Exons: 4
Coding region: 149-598 (149 amino acids)
Biological process (GO): endosomal transport; protein targeting to lysosome
Cellular component (GO): early endosome membrane
Source: RefSeq, a predicted model, not a curated record
UGGCUUGAUGGUACAAAUAACACAGAGGACUAUGGAUGGCUUGCGGCUGCUCUACGAGAACAAAAGAUUUUAAAAUUACAUGUGGGAAAGUUGAUGCUGUAGGACCUAAGAGAGUAUGUGGAUAUCUGCUGGGUAGAUUCUGAAGAAAAUGGAACCAAAGGUGUUAUUAGUUCAGUGGAUGGGAAUAUCAUUACAAGGAUUUCCAAGUGAAAAAAUAAGACUGGAAGCAGAUUUUGAAACCGAUGAGAAAACUGUAAAGUGUACAGAGGUGUUCUACUUUCUUAAGGACCAGGAUUUAUCUGUUUCAGCAACUCGUUAUCAGUUUGCAAAAGAAAUAGCCAUGGCUUGUAGUGCUGCACUGUGCCCUCACUUGAAAACUCUAAAGAGAGACAGGAUGAAUAAAAUUGGUCUCAGAGUUUCCAUUGACACUGAUAUGGUUGAAUUUCAGGCAGGAUCUGAAGGCCAACUUCUUCCUCAACAUUAUUUAAAUGAUCUUGAUAGUGCUCUAAUCCCUGUGAUCCAUGGUGGGACCUCCAACUCUACUAGUUUACCACUAGAAAUAGAAUUAGUAUUUUUCAUUAUAGAAAAUCUUUUUUAAUGAAAGAUAUGAAUCAUAUAUUGCAUACUAAUUUGUUAAAACUAAAUUCACUAAAGCUGAAAUGCCACAAACACUAAAUGUUUGCUAUUUGAAACAUGUAAGUUUUGCUUUUAGGCAGGAAAUUAUCUUUUUUAAAUCAUUAGCACAAUAUUUAAAUCUCUAAAAAUUUAAGAGACCCACAGUUUUUGAAGCUUUGACUUAAUACAAGUACUAAGAUAAGGAUUUCUUCUAUCUUUAAUAAAUUUGUAGCAUUUACUGUGUUAUUUAAAUGCAAAGCCAAGUAUCUGCAUUUAUUUAUACCUCGUUAUGCCAAGAAAUGACUUUAAUGAAGGCUCUUUCAGGUGUAACCUUAUGAGAGGGAAAUAGCUGUUACAUAUGCCAGUACAGGUCCUGGUUUCUAAAGUCUGUUAAAAAUGAAUUUCAGGACAGUUUUCAGAUCUUAGUCUUAUAUGAUGAUUCUUUGAGUAAGGCAGAUAACUUAUUUAUAUAAUUGGAGUGGAGACCUACUUCCACGAUUAGAAUAAACUCUGAUUAUUUGGAUUAAAAAUCAGAAUUUUGCCUUUUUUCUUCUCAAAUUAUUAUAUAUAUAUAUGUUUUUUUUUUCUUGAUUAAAUGGGUAUUCUUAAAAUAAUUGUGGGUGCUUCAGAAUUUUGUGCUUCUAUAUUUAAGUACAUUGUUUUAUAGCAAGAACAUGUGAUUCAGUAUGUGUUUUAUAAGUCUAAUAAUUUAUAAAUAGGUAAUAUUUUUGUAUUGCAGUGCAUUAUUUUCCUCUUUUCCUUCAAAAUAUACCCCACAUUAUUUACCACUUCUAAGAGGGAUUGACAACAGGCCAUAUGACCCUUGAAGUAGUCAUUAUGUAGCAAUAAAUGAAGCCUAAAACAGGCUUUUUUAACUUCUCCUUUAAAUCGUAGAACUUUGUUGGCAAGUCUGCAUAUUUUCAUCGACACCAAUGUAUUAAAUACACACUUUAAUGAACUAAUUACUUUUGCAUAUUUUAAAUUCUUUAUAUGGUAGUUAUUUUUAUAACAGGAUAUUAACAUAAGUUAAAUUCUAUGUAUUUGAAACUUACAGAACCUUCCUCUUCAAACAGCAAAAUUUUAAGAAGUAUGUUGUGUUAAAAAAAAGUGUAGGGGGAUGUUUUAGUUCUGUCAUUUACAUUAUAUAAAUAAAAUACAACCAUUAUUUUGAUGCUUUUUUAAUUCUUAUAUGAUAUAUGUUUUUGUAUCAAAAACACUCAUUGUAUAUCUCAAGAAAAAGAAACUACACUAAAUAGCCUUGAUGUAAGAAAAAUACUUAUGAAGCAUCUCAACUUGAAGACCAAGUCAGGGUUAUAACUCAGGAUCUGAGGUCUCAGGCUAGGAGAGACUGAGAAUUUUACUCCACUGGUCACAUGGUUGUACUGAAUCAGCAUCUCUAGUACUAACCAAAAAUAUCCUGUGAAGGAGAUUAUCAGUCUUCUGGAAGUAGCUACUUAAUAAGCAAUGUAAAAUGUUGUGGCUAUUAAAUAAAAUGGCAACACAAAGUAACCUGUGAAA